Messenger RNA from Cadophora gregata, 2462 nucleotides. RefSeq lists its product as uncharacterized. The transcript has 4 exons. Gene Ontology annotation, cellular component: nucleus. Gene Ontology annotation, molecular function: DNA binding; zinc ion binding; DNA-binding transcription factor activity, RNA polymerase II-specific. The record is from RefSeq and is a predicted model, not a curated record. NCBI's taxonomy places the organism in Eukaryota, Fungi, Ascomycota, Leotiomycetes, Helotiales, Ploettnerulaceae. Bases 573 to 2462 code for a protein of 629 amino acids. Gene Ontology annotation, biological process: DNA-templated transcription; regulation of DNA-templated transcription.
GCGUCCUUUAGUGUAGUAAAGGUAGUAUGCGCUGCUAAGAUUGUAGCCUAGGCGCAUACGCCAGGCUCCCCCACCAAAAAUCGAUUGCGCAUGCGCUGCUGUAACAUGCGCAGGUGCGCCGGUGAAACACUACCUACCGAGAACAUGGCCAACCGAGAAUUCGAAUUGGGAAAUGUAUUGACCUUCCUCACCCUAAGGGACGCGCCCGCCACAGAGUCUCAGCCGAGAAAACUCAGUCUAAAGCCUAUGAAUUCCUCACACGCUUUUACCGUAUUCUCGGUCCAGGAUAUAAGUACUUGUCAUCUUUGUACUAUCACGUGAUAUCAACAUGCGCGGGGGGGCUGUAUGUUAGAUUAGCAAGACAAUGGUAACGUUCUCAAUGUCUUUUGAAGCACUAGGAGAUUGCAUACUUUUCUUUAUUUGAAUGAGUGUGGCACCUGUACUUGAGUAUCAAGUCUCGAGUCAUGUCCAAUCCCUCAAGCCUCAGGCAUACGCUGAGACACUCCACUUUUCAAUGCUUUCACCCUCCACAAUGGAUUAUCUCCAGCUUUACAGAUAAUCGCAUCCUCUAAAUGGAGACAUCAGGCCAACGACCUGCUCGGAAACCAGGAGCGCGCGCUCCACUGGCUUGUGUCAGUUGUCGGUAUUGGCCCUCUUACUCGCCGUGUUCUGGCCUCGCGGAUAUCCCGUUGACUCGGCAGUACAGGAAACGUAAGACCAAAUGCUCUGGCGAUUGGCCUUCUUGUAGAGCAUGCAGACAGAGGUCACAAAUAUGCCAUUAUGCGGGCAACAAUCCCCAGGCUGUUAUGCAGCGGCAGCUCCUUUCGAGGCCAGACACGCCAAAAGCCGGAAAUGAUGAUGACCUCUUGCUCCAACUUCCAAGUCGAGAAAUUGUGUUUGACGCGUUCAAAUUGUACUUCGAAUACUAUGGAGAUUCAAUUUUUUGCUUCCUCAAGGAACAUGUACUGAUGAACGAUCUCGAACAUGGGAAAGUCGCUUUGAAACUUCAAUUCUGUAUUCUUGCUCUCAUGGCAAGGUUCAUCGAACCCUGCUUUACUAUCUAUAACGGCACGAUCGAAGCUAGCGAGCACUUUGCAGCUCUUGCCCGGGCUUCCAUGAUUAACACUUUUGACGAGAUCAGUUUGCUUAAUAUGCAAUGCAACUUGAUCCUGUGUGUACACUGGACAGGUCACGGCGAUGAGCACCGAGCAUGGUUCCAACUCGGAGUUGCAACUAGGAUCGCACAGUCCAUGAGGUUACCUUUCGAAGAUUCAUUCGCUCAGGAUGAUCUAGCAACGACCGAGAUCAAGCGACGAACUUUUUGGACAUGUUUUACUCUGGAUCGUCUCAUGGCCAAUGGUGGGGACAGAAGAUUAACUUUUGAUAUCUCAUCAAUAACAACCAGACUUCCGAGUACAAGAUCUGACUUCCUUCUUGGGCGGAAAACAUCUGCCAGUGCCAUAAAUGACAGAAUUGGAACCGAUGAACCUCUUCUGGCAUAUACAAUUCGAAUUAUUGAUAUUUUAGGAAAAGUAGUGGAUUGGUCCGGUGCCGGUGGGAGACAUAAUGAGAAUCGUGUCCCAUGGAAUCCAGAAAUGCCCAUCUCUCAAUUCGCAAAAGCUCUGGAUACAUGGGAAAAGGCACUCCCAAGCCACAUGUGCUUUAACGAAGCAAAUCAGGAAGCACAUAUUGCAGUUGGUGAAGGCAAGUCGUUUUGCACAAUGCAUAUGCUUUUCUACAAUGCACGGGGCCAUCUCUACAGGGAAUACAUCCCGGUCGUCAUACCUCCUGGAUGGGAUCCGGGAACGGGACCUUGUGACGGUCCAGAUUUAGAAUUGCAUAGCCCAAAUCCGAACUGGUGGGUUUGUGCUAUAAGAAAUGGAGUCUCGUCCGCAGUGGCGAUUUCAACUAUUUACAAAUCCAUGGCUACAGCAGACCUCAUGCCUUUGGUCAACCCAUUUUUAGGCUAUUGUUUGAUGACAUCCAGCACUUUUCACAUUUGGUGUUGUCUCAACGACUGGAAGAGCUGCGAGGGUUUGCUGAUGGGGGAGCCUGUCAAGAAGAUCUUGAUCGACGACCUUCGACAUCUUAUUCAAUGUCAAGAAAGCUGGCCAGUGGCAGCUUACUGGGUCAAAGCGCUUCGCAUCGAUUUUGAACAGAAUAGUCUAGUCAGCGGAAAUAAUACACUCCCAAACCCCGGGGCCAAAGCACUGGUCGACAUCCGCUCGAAACUCUUACAUUUUGGGCAGUCGGUUGAAGAGCCAGAAGCAUGGAAAGGCUAUUCACCCACCCAUGGCCACGACAUGUUUGAUGUAUUCGCGGGAAAAGUCUCAACUCAAGAAGUCGAGGUACAAGAGACGAAUAUCAUGGAGCAAUUCCUCACCUCUGACGACGUCUUACUAAACGAGCUCUUGGGAAUGGGGUACACCUAUUCCGAUUCUACUGGAAAUUACAUGGAAUGA